AUGUAAAUUUAUAAUAACCUAAAACAACAAUUCUAGGAAACCAAAAGAGGAUUCUCUUAAUCACCUGAACAAGGAUUGUACCUAACUCAAAAUAAACCUCCUUUGGUUGAAUCAAGAUCCAUGUGGAACAAAAAUGUCUAUUUAGUGCCCAAAUGGGAGAAGAGAGAUAUUAAACAUGUUGAAAGUAAUAAUCAUACCCCAUUUCCCAUUCGCAAUUACAUUAAUUAUGUGCAAUAACAUAGUGAAGGAUUCUCCAAUUCACUCAAUCUUGAUUUCCUCAAACAUUUGAUCAGACUUUUCACUGUUAAUUAAUGGUGGGUAGACUAAACCAAAAAAUUCAAGAGAACCAUCCCAAUCAACAUUUUGCAAAUGCCCUCAAAGAAUUAAGUAGAAUAGUCAAAUUUGUAAUUGUUGAUACAAAAGUCAUUUGAUGAUCUCAACUUUUACAAUAAAAUCCUGUCCUCAACAAAGUCGCCUCCAAUACCCUUGCCGUAGAAUUAAUUGCAUGAAUAUAAGUCAUCAGUCACAUAUUAGGUUCUGGAUUUGAAUGCCUCUGAGAAAUACAAGGAUUACUCCUUAUUUCAAUUGCAAGACCUCUUCAUUAAAAGAAUAAUGCAACUACUAUCCGAGCGAGGACUCCCAAGUCUUGGGUACUACGAUUAUCUCACUUUCUAGUAGAUUGUGGAAGAUUAAAAAAAGGGAAUUUGUGACGCAGAGACAUUCAUGAAGGUUUUAGAAAUAAAGCGACUAUUUAAUCAAAUAGACCUUAUUUCUCAACAAAAUGAACACCUCACAAAUCAAUGGGAAUCAGAAUAUUAAAAGAAUUAAGUGGAAAAUCCUAAGAAAUUUAGAAGAUGGAAUUAGGAAAAUACUUUGCUUUCUGAUGAAAUCCUAGAUCUAGCCAGUUAUGUUGGUUUCGAUGUCAAUUUAAAGAGAGCCAGAAAAAAUUAUGAAUUACAUAAAACAGAACACUAAUUCAAUGAACUAAUCAUAAUUGGAGACCAAAUAUCAGCCACUGCUCAGAAGAUCAUUCUAGACACCUAAUCUAAGUUAUCAAAAUUUGAGUAUGAAGUUGUUUAAACAGCGGAUUAGAUUAAGAAGGAUCCUUUAGAUUAGAAUAUCAAGAUAGCCCAAAACUAAUAAGAAUAAGAAAUACAUUAAGUUUAGGAUAAAAAGAUUGAAUAUUUCAAUACGGAAUCAUCCAAGAAUCUGCACAAUGUUUAAAUUGAAAGGUUCCAUACACAAAGAUAGAAACCACAAGAGGAUUUAAUAUCAAAUAAUAUCUAAAAAUAAACCAAAUCUUUUCAUUUUCCUUAACAAUUAUCCACAGAUAGAACCUAAUUCUCAAAUCAAAAAUAACCAAACAAAUAGAAAAUUAGUUUCAAUACUCCCCCAUAAAAAAAAUCCAUUUUAAUUUCAGAAAAUAAUCUUAAAACUCAGAAUCCGUUAAAGAGUUAAUAGCAAUAAUAUCGCAAAUUUCAUUAUAGUAGCAAUGAAAGAAAACAAUAUAUCACAAGAUUGGAUGAGCGUAAUGAGCAUAGUGUAAAGUAGAAUAGAAAUCUGUAAUCUCAAAAAUCCUAACAAUCACUAAGAUCUUAUGAAGAAUUUAUUAGACCAAUUGAGAAUAUUUCCUCAACUAAUUUACCAGCUCCUUAAUUACAUAAUUUUCACACUACAAGUGAAAUUAAUUAAAAUCUAAGUAGUCAUUAAAAUAAAUAAUCAUAAAUUAUUACCAGUUACAAUAGCAUCAGUCUUCAUCAAAAUAGAAAAAAUGUUCACAAAACCAAUGACCUUCGUGUCAUGAAGGAGUAUAUAAAAAAGAACAAGAAGUAUAAAACUGAACUAUAAGAGAAACUACUUUAUAGUGAUAAAAACAUAGGGGAAGAUGAUUUUGAUGAAACAAAGCCAAACCCUAACUUCAAUUAAGUUAAUGAAUCCUAAGAUUUGAGUGAUGAUUUGGAUCUCCUCCCUUCUAUUACUUAAAGAGAUGUAAGACCUUAUGAUCAAUAGAAUUAAGAGAAUGAGAUUUAUAAUUCAAUACCUGAAUCCACUUCAAAUAAUACAACUGCAAGAACAUUAAGAAACACCAGUAAUUAUAAUCCUGUUCUUCCUAAAAAAUAGAAAUAGGAGCAUCAAGACCAGCCAAAACAUGAUAAACCUGAGCAAUUGUAAACUAUAAAUGAAAUUUCAAGGAAGAUCUCUCCCGUCUUAAUUAGAUAAUCCUCAAUGAAAAAUGACCCUAGGAAUAAUGAAAAUUAAUCACACUUGAAACCCUCCAAAGAGUUUCAAGGCGAAAAGGUAUCAAAUUAAAUCCAUUCUUAAAUACCAGAAAUAGUUAUACAUUAAGAACCUAAGCAUGAUGAAACGAACACUAACAAUUAUUCUUAAAACUCUAUUGAUUUACCCUCAUAAAAAACGAGAAACACUAAUGGAAUUAAUGAAAAAUCUAAAAAUUUUCUUAAAUCUUCAAUUCACUUUUCUGAUAAAUAAUAGAUUUAAAAGGACCAUUAAAAGGCAGAAACAACAAACAAGUCAUAAGAAAAUCAAUAAGAAUAUAAAAGAACCAAAAAUAAAUAUGUUAAAUAAGAAGUUCUAGAUGAUCCAAUGGAGGAUGAAUCCGAAGAAGAAUCCGAAGAAGAAUCAGAAGAUGAUGAAGUUGAAGUUGAAUAGGUUAACAAUGUUACUGGUAAGUAAAUGAAGAGGAAGAAGAAAGCAAAGGUGUAAUCAUUAUCAACUUCUUAAUUAGAAAGAAUCGAAGAUCAUAAGAGAUAUUUAAAAUUUUUGAAAGAAGAACUCAAAGAAAUGUUGGAUAAAAAAGUCAAUUUAAAAGAAAUUAAAGAACAUAUUAACAUAAUCCUUAGUGAAAUAGGGAGCUUAAGUUUAGAUCAAGAGUUAGAUUAUUACAUUCAAUUAUAUAAAUCUAGGGCUUAGGAAUUGAAUUAAGUAAAUUAGGAAUCUCAUGAGAUUCGAUUUUAAAAUUAACAACCAGUUGUUGAGUUGAGAUUAAAAAGGGAAAUUAAAGGGUUGAAAUUUGCCAAAGAUUGUGAUAGAAUAACAAAAUUGAAACCAUCUGAUCUUGAAGAUAUGGAUGAAACUUAGAAUUUAAUAAAAAUAGAAGAAGAAUUAAAUGAUUAGGAUUUGAAUACAAAUUAAUAUGCUACUUAAUAUCGCUAUGAAUCCAGACCCUCUCCACUAUAAACCAAUAUUAUCUAAGUCUCGUUAGAUGUGACAAGAAGCUAAACGCCUAAUUAAAAAAGAAUGUACAGAACAAAUCCAAGAUUUGAAUCUGACCUUACUACUUAUAAUUAAAAAAAGAAAGCAGCAAUUAGAAAUGCUAAGAAGUAAAAAUAGUCAAAGCAUAUACAACAUAUUGCAUUUAAGAAAGAACCUCUUAAUGAUAACUUCCCCUAUCUGCAUAAAUACAAACCUGAGUUAUUGAAGAGUGUCCUUGAGGCUCGUAUUAGUUUAGAAUAACUGAUUUGA
Messenger RNA from Paramecium tetraurelia, 3483 nucleotides. RefSeq lists its product as uncharacterized. The transcript has 3 exons. The record is from RefSeq and is a predicted model, not a curated record. Lineage: Eukaryota; Ciliophora; Oligohymenophorea; Peniculida; Parameciidae.